CCCUGUUUUGUAAAUAGCUCUCUCAAGAUAGCUAGCUAAGUGCGUAGCUAGGUGGCCAGAAAUCGGCUACAUUAGAUAGGUUAUAUUAGAUACACUAAAUACUGUAAGUAAAAACACUACACGGCAUUAACCUGAGCAGUUGUCAGGAUGAUUCCGACGGAGGACGCGUCAGCGCGGAAGAGGGAGAUUGAGGAGAAAUUAAAACAGGAACAGGAAACGCUGUCGUUCAUCCGUGAGAACCUGGAAAAGAGCGAUCAGCUAACCAAAGGCAUGGUGGCCAUCCUGUCGUCGUUCGAGAGCCGGCUGGUGCAGCUGGAGAACUCCAUCAUCCCCGUGCACAAGCAGACGGAAAACCUGCAGCGGCUGCAGGAGAACGUGGACAAGACCCUGUCCUGCCUGGACCACGUGAUCAGCUACUACCACGUGGCCAAGGACACGGACAAGAUCAUCAGGGAGGGACCUGCUGGCAGACUGGACGAGUAUCUGGCUUGCAUUGCUAAGAUCCAGAAGGCAGUGGAGUACUUUCAGGACAACAAUCCAGACAGCCCAGAGCUCAACACAGUGAAAGCGCGCUUUGAGAAGGGGAAGGAGCUGCUGGAGGCGGAGUUCCGGGCGCUGCUGACCCGCUACAGCAAGCCGGUCCCACCCGUCCUGAUCCUGGACGCCAUCGGGGUGGACGAGGAGCUGGAGGUGCAGGAGGAGGUGACGCUGGAGCACCUCCCCGAAGCCGUGCUCCAGGACAUCAUCUGCAUCUCCGGCUGGCUGGUGGAGUACGGCCGUAACCAGGACUUCAUGACGGUGUACUUCCAGGUGCGCUCGUCCCAGCUGGACCGCUCCAUUAAGGGUCUGAAGGAGCACUUCCGCAAGAACAGCGCCUCCUCCGGAAUCCUUUACUCCCCCGCCGUGCCCAACAAGCGCAAGGACACGCCCACCAAGAAGGCGCCCAAGAGGCCAGUCUACAUCCCAGGGACGAUCCGGAAGGCUCAGAACCUUCUGAAACAGUACUCCCAGCACGGGCUGGAGGGGCGAAAGGGGGGCUCUAACCUCACUCCUCUGGAAGGCCACGAUCAUGACCUCAGGGUUAAGCACCUUGUUGACGCCCUGAGUGAGAAGCAGGGGGCGUCCACAGGGAAGGACGAUGUGCUGGACAUCGAGAUCGACUCCUACAUCCACUGCAUCAGCGCCUUCGUCAAGCUGGCCCAGAGCGAGUACGCCCUGCUGACCGAGAUCAUCCCCGAGCACCACCAGAAGAAGACCUUCGACUCCCUCAUCCAGGGAGCUCUAGACAACCUGAUGCUGGAGGGGGACGACAUUGUGUCGGCCGCCAGACGGGCCAUCAUGCGGCACGACUACUCGGCCGUGCUCACCAUCUUCCCCAUCCUGCGUCACCUGAAGCAGACCAAGUCCGACUUCGACUCCGUGCUCCAGGGCACUGCUGCCAGCACCAAAAACAAGCUGCCCACCCUCAUCACCUCCAUGGAGACCAUCGGGGCCAAAGCGCUGGAGGAGUUCGCCGACAGCAUCAAGAACGAUCCAGACAAGGAGUACAACAUGCCCAAGGACGGAACGGUGCACGAGCUGACGAGCAACGCUAUCUUGUUCCUGCAGCAGCUGCUGGACUUCCAGGAGACGGCCGGAGCCAUGCUGGCCUCUCAGGUCCUUGGGGACACUUACAAUAUCCCUUUAGACCCCCGAGAGAGCAGCUCAUCAGCGAGCAGCUACAGCUCAGAGUUCAGCCGGAGACUCCUCAGCACAUACAUCUGUAAAGUUCUGGGGAACCUGCAGCUGAAUCUUCUGAGCAAGUCCAAAGUGUAUGAGGACUCCGCCCUGAGCGCUGUCUUCCUCCUCAACAACUACAACUACAUCCUCAAGUCCCUGGAGAAGUCGGAGCUGAUUCAGCUGGUGGGCGUGACUCAGAAGAAUGCGGAGGCUUUGUACCGAGAGCUGAUCGAACAGCAGAUGCAGAACUACCAGCGCAGCUGGCUGAAGGUGACAGAGUGCCUGACAGACAGGAACAUGCCUACAUUCCAACAAGGUGCCAAGCUGAAGGAUAAAGAACGUCAGAUGAUCAAGGAGAAGUUUAAGGGCUUUAACGAUGGGCUGGAGGAGCUGUGUAAGAUCCAGAAGGUGUGGGCCAUCCCAGAUCAGGAGCAGCGUGACGCCAUCCGCCAGGCCCAGAAAACGGUCGUGUCCGAGGCCUACCGGGCCUUCCUGCACAGGUACAGCAACAUCGCCUUCACCAAAAACCCGGAGAAGUACCACAAGUACAAACCCGAGCAGGUGGAGGACAUGAUCGAGAGGCUGUUUGACACGUCGGCUUGAGCCGAGUUUGCAUCUCCCGGCCCCGUCCUUGUCACGUGACCGGAGAGUGUUACAUACGUGUUCUGGGAGUCUGGUGUGUGUAUAUGUACAUAUGUGUUGUUGUGUUGUACAUACAUUAUUUUCCAUUAUUGCUGGGACCUUGUUCAUCUAAUAAAGGAAGUUCAUUGAUUGUGUGUUGUAUUGAUGGGUUGAAAGUGCACAGACACACGUUGUCCUUUGGACCCUGCUCUAAGCAGCGGAAGAGUUGAUCAGCAGAGGAGUUUCCAUUGACUGUUCUUUGACAGUUUACUUGUUCUGUUUGUUUGCAUUCUGUUUUUUCUAUUAUUCAGCCUUAACUAAACUGCUGUUACUGGCUGAUUUUGGUAUUAAUCUGGGCUGAAUACUGUUCUACUCAAGUAGAAUACAGAGCGGAAACCCCACAGCAGGGAGUAAAAGCUGUUUUUUCUGUAUGUAGUGCAGCUCUUUGCAUUUUACAGAUUGAUGUAGAAUC
Molecule: messenger RNA, 2812 nt
Organism: Megalops cyprinoides (Indo-Pacific tarpon)
Lineage: Eukaryota; Metazoa; Chordata; Actinopteri; Elopiformes; Megalopidae
Product: exocyst complex component 7-like
Exons: 22
Coding region: 148-2322 (724 amino acids)
Biological process (GO): exocytosis
Cellular component (GO): exocyst
Molecular function (GO): phosphatidylinositol-4,5-bisphosphate binding
Source: RefSeq, a predicted model, not a curated record